AUGACCAAAGCUAACCCGAGAGAAUUCUAUCAAAUCAACCCGGAAGUUGAAAGGAAUUUGCGUAAGGUGCGGAGAAAAUUGAAAUUUGUGUGUUCUACUGAGGGAACACUUCCUACAUCUGAAGCCACACCACUUUUAUCAUCUCCAGUCACAAACAUACCAUCCAUUCCCUUACCUGAUCCUAACCNAAACAGAAUNGCACNGAGAACCAUUAGACAGUUAGCCACCUCCCACAAUACAGUUACCCAAAGUAACAUUGAAUACCCCAAUGAGGAGUGGGAGUUGAGACCUGACCUGCUAAAUGCCUUACCGAAGUUCAAUGGGUUAUCAAGGGAGAAUCCACACAAACACUUGAGACAAUUCCACAUGCUAUGUGAAAAUUUCAGAUCUCCCAGGAUCACAAUAGAAAGCCUGAAGAUGAGAGCUUUUCCUUUUACUCUUCAAGGAGCAACUCAAGAUUGGUGGUAUUAUCGCUCUGCACGGAUUACAAAUUGGGAAACCAUUGAAAGACUAUUUCUUGAAAAGUUUUUUCCUGCAUCCAGACUAUCUGCCAUCCGUAGGGAAAUUCAAGAUAUAAGACAGAGAGAUAGAGAGAAUCUCAGUGAAUAUUGGGAAACAUUCAAGAAGGUAUGUGCUUCAUGCCCUCAGCUUCAAAUGACAGACUUUAUUCUAUGCUUUUAUGAAGGAUUAAGUCCAACUGAUAGGUCAUGGGCAGAUGCUGCAAGCGGAGGAUCUUUCUUAGACAGGUCACCAGAAGAUGGGAUAGAUCUAAUAGAACGGAAGGCAGUAGAUAAUCAACAAUAUGGAACAAGAGAAAAUUCAGUAACUUUNUUGAAAGGAGUACAUGNAAUUGAAAAUGGUGUAGUUGAUGGAAGGAGGAUAGACGAAAGAUUGAAUAAUUUAGAAAGCAAACUCGACAAGAUUGCAAGUAUGUUUAAAACCUCCACUCCACAUAUUGCUAAGAAGUGUGGAAUUUGCAUUUCAACUGAUCACUACACUGAUGAAUGUCCAAGCUUGAUGGAAACUACUGUGGAAAACNCAUCUCAAGUUUUUGCUGCAAACACUUUUGGAGGAAACAGACCAUACCAGAAUUAUCAUGAUUCAUCCUCAAAUAGGUAUCAGCAGAACUAG
Vigna radiata var. radiata (mung bean) is the source of this 1131-nucleotide messenger RNA. RefSeq lists its product as uncharacterized. The coding region runs from base 1 to 1131 and encodes 376 amino acids. NCBI's taxonomy places the organism in Eukaryota, Viridiplantae, Streptophyta, Magnoliopsida, Fabales, Fabaceae. The transcript has a single exon. The record is from RefSeq and is a predicted model, not a curated record.